CGGCCUGCUCCAUGUGGCUGUAGUUUGCGGAUGUGCACGCGUGUCGCUCAGCUGACAGACUCACAGCAAGGUUGCAGCAGCAGUGGGUCGAGCGGGCGGACUGUCCCAGGCUAUCAUGGCUGACAGCUCCUCUCUAGGCAGAGUGAGCGGCUCCACUGAAUCUGUGUCAACCGUCACCAGUGAGGAGUUUGUGCUUGUGCCGCCCACCGCUGGGGGCUCCCCCUCCAGCUCCGAGGGGAGGCCCAGGCUCAAGAUGUCGUGGAAUGGGAGUGAGCAGCUGGAGCGGGCGAUGGAGGAGGUCUUGGAUGAUGUUGGUGAUGUCCCAGGAUCUGCAGAGGAGAAAGAAUGUCCUGCAGAGCUCAGCUCUAAGAUCAGACCACCCAGCCUGACUCUGGACACUGCUCCUCAUGAAGCAUCAGCAGCAGUUUUGGAGAGUUCGACAGAACAGGAGGAAGACAGUGUGCAGUUCAGUAAGCUGUCCUAUCUUGGCUGCACCUGGGUGAAGGCCCCUCGUAACGAGACGGAGGCCCAGAAAGCCAUGGCCACCCUGCGGGCAGAGAGCGUCAUCCCCAUCCCUGUCACCCUCCAUGUGCCCAACUGUCCAGACGGUUGUGUCCGGAUUGUCGACCAGGCCACUGGAACAGAAAUUGCAUCUUUUCCCAUCUACAAGGUGUUGUUUUGUGCCCGAGGAUGCGAGGGAUCUGUUGAGAGCGACUGCUUUUCCUUCACCGAGAGCUACCGCAGCGCGGAUGACUUUCAAAUCCACGUCUUCUCCUGCCAUAUCAAAGAGGCUGUUAGUCGCAUCCUCUAUAGCUUCUCAACAGCCUUCAGGCGUUCGUCAAAAGCUGCCACAGACAUGCGAGACUCGCCAUUGCCACUUUCCCCCGAUAGCGAUGUCGUCACCUUCACCGUUUCUCUAGAAGUGAGAGAAGAUGAUGGCAAAGGAAACUUCAGUCCAGUUCCCAAAGACAGGGAUAAAUAUUACUUCAAGCUGCGGCAGGGUGUACAGAAAAAGGUGGUGGUCACUGUCCAGCAGAUGAACAAUAAGGAGCUGGUAAUAGAGAGGUGCUUUGGGAUGCUGCUUAGUCCUGGUCAGAAGGUUCAAAACAACGACAUGCACCUCCUUGAUAUGGAGUCUAUGGGCAAAAGUGCUGAUGGGAAGGCGUAUGUGAUCACUGGCACCUGGAAUCCAAACACUCCGGCUUUCCAGCCACUGAACGAGGACACGCCGAAAGACAAGCAGGUAUACAUGACGGUGGCAGCGGACCUGGUUGUGACCGAGGUUGUAGUACAUGUUCGGUUCCUCAUGAAGGCGCUAGUGCGGGUCUAUCCGGCUAAUGAGAGGUUCUGGUAUUUCAGCAGGAAGGCCUUCUCUGAAACGUUUUACCUCAAGCUCAAACAGGGCACAGGGAAGGGCAGCCAGGGAGAUGCCAUGUAUGAAGUGGUCAGCCUGCAGAAACAUACAGAAUGUGCAGCAGGAGCACGUGGCCGCCUGCAGUCUCCCACAGAGGAGGAGGAACCAGAGGAAGAAUGCAUCUCUAUGGCUUUGUUUACAGUGUGUGUUUGCUCUAUAUGUUUGCAGGGCACAGGGAAGGGCAGCCAGGGAGAUGCCAUGUAUGAAGUGGUCAGCCUGCAGAAACAUACAGAAUGUGCAGCAGGAGCACGUGGCCGCCUGCAGUCUCCCACAGAGGAGGAGGAACCAGAGGAAGAUAGCGACAGUGAGAUCUCUAGUGGGACAGGAGAUGUGUCGAAGGACUGUCCCGAGAAGAUUUUGGAAUCCUGGGGAGGGAUCCUCAACAGAUGGCAAGGAAACCUGUUGGCGCGACCCAAGGGUCUGUCUGCUCUGGUGAAGCCUGGGAUCCCGGAGGCCUUACGAGCUGAAGUCUGGCAGCUCCUGUCUGACUCCCACAACGAUCAGCCUCUGCUGGAGCAAUACCGCAUCCUAAUCACCAAGGACUCCGCCCAGGAAGCCAUCAUCACCAGAGACAUCCAUCGCACCUUCCCUGCUCACCACUACUUCAAAGACUCAGGCGGCGAUGGCCAAGACUCUCUCUACAAGAUCUGCAAGGUGAGGUUGCAGCUGCUCAUCCUGCAGGAAGCUCAGCAGCUGUCAGGAAUAUUAAUGACGGAGCCCGUCUACCUGCAGGAGCCCAUUGAGCUCGGGACACACACGCUGUCUAUGCCUGAGGAGCAAGCUUUCUGCGUGCUGGUGAAGAUAAUGUACAAAUAUGGUCUCCGGGAUCUCUACAAAAACAACUUUGAAGAUCUUCACUGCAAGUUCUACCAGCUGGAGCGUCUGCUACAGGAGCAGUUGCCGGACCUGUGGUCUCACUUCCAGGACCUGAACCUGGAGGCCCAUAUGUACGCGUCCCAGUGGUUCUUAACACUGUUUACCGCCAAGUUCCCUCUCUGCAUGGUCUUCCAUAUCACCGACCUGCUCCUGUGCGAGGGGUUGAGCAUCAUUUUCAAUGUGGCGCUGGCUCUUCUGAAGACCUCCAAGGAAGACCUGCUUCAAGCUGACUUUGAGGGUGCGCUGAAAUUUUUCCGGGUCCAGCUCCCAAAACGCUACAGGGCGGCAGAGAACGCUCGGCGCUUGAUGGAGCAAGCCUGCAAUAUCAAGGUGCCAACAAAGAAGCUGAAGAAGUUUGAGAAGGAGUAUCAGUCUCUGAGAGAGAGCCAGCUGCAGCAGGAAGACCCUAUAGACCGAUAUCAGAGAGAAAACCGGCGGUUGCAGGAGGCCAGCAUGCGUCUGGAGCAGGAGAACGAUGAUCUCGCCCAUGAACUGGUGACCAGCAAGAUAGCGCUGAGGAACGACCUGGACCAGGCUGAGGACAAAGCUGAUGUUUUAAACAAAGAACUGCUCAACACUAAACAACGCCUGGUGGAGACCGAGGAGGAGAAGAGAAGACAAGAGGAGGAGACGGCACAGCUGAAGGAAGUGUUCAGAAGAGAGCUGGAGAAAGCCGAAUUAGAGAUCAAGAAGACCACAGCCAUCAUAGCCGAGUAUAAACAGAUAUGUUCCCAGUUAAGUACGAGGCUGGAGAAACAGCAGGAGUCCACAAAAGAGGAACUGGAUAUAGUUAAAGCUAAAGUGAUGGCGUGUGAGCGCUGUAGGGAAGUGUUCAGCAAAGACGGACCCCUGCAGAUCCCGGCGGUGAGUCAGGACAACCGGGACACGGACCUGGACGAGGAAAAGGACUCGCUAAAGGCUCAGCUCCGAGAGCUAGAACUGGAGCUGGCGCAAACCAAACUCCAGCUGGUGGAGGCCAACUGCAAGAUCCAGGAGCUGGAGCAUCAGAGGGGUGUUUUGAUGACUGAGGUCCAAGCUGCCAAAAACUCCUGGUUCAGUAAAACACUGGGCUCCCUCAAGAAUUCAGCCAGUAACCAGUCACCCUCCUCACCCAAAGAGGGCCAGUAGGACUCGCCAAGGGCUUAACCAAAGGGUACAGGAGCGUGACCCUUCCACUUGGCCAAGCGGAGUAGAAAACAAGCUCUAAUAAACACUACUAGCAACACAACAUGGCAAUGCAGUAUUCCCUCGCAUGGACUAAUGAACGACUUCCACAUGCAUUUAACAGUCUGUUAUGAUUUCCUUAGCUUGUGAUGCUAUCUACUGGACAGUAACAGUACUACAGUGAUAAUUAUUACAUUUAUCAAUGUUCAUCGAGUUAUCCACUUCUGCAGUGGAUUUUUUGUUAGUAAACAGUCAGUUCUAGCAUGCAAGUACAUAAACUUUGACCUUUAGCUGCCAAUUCAAAGGUUGUUUUUUUUGUCAGAGGGAAUACUGCAUUCUGCUAACAAUUAAAGUAAAAAAAUCGUUUUGUGUUUCUAUAUAUAAAUAAUAAAUGUAACAGGUUUGUCAUAUAAAUGUGUAUAACUAAAUGUCGAUUUUUAUUUUGAUCUUGUACAGUUCUGAAAGAAAAGUGUUGCAUUAUUUUUUACGAUUUUGAAUAUGAAUGUGCUCUUUAUAAAUGUCAAAUGCCGAAAAGCACAGACAAAUUGGCCAUGUAUCACAUGGCAUUCCCUCCGUCCGUUUUCGCGGUUUUAAAUUGCUGUAGACUGUUUGGGGAUCCGUUUCGCUGUGAGCAGAUCACAUGAUUUAUCAGACGACGCAGACCUUGACCUUGUGGCCACACAAUAUUGACCUGCCAAGUCGCACAUACUGCUUGUUUUAUGUUAUUUAACAGGUAUACAUGAGCGAUUGGGUGACUGAUGCCAUGCGGACAUCAAGAAUGUGUCAAUGUCUCUUUUUUGUUCUUUUUUUAUUUUUUA
Sinocyclocheilus anshuiensis is the source of this 4272-nucleotide messenger RNA. RefSeq names its product RAB GTPase activating protein 1-like (gene rabgap1l). Lineage: Eukaryota; Metazoa; Chordata; Actinopteri; Cypriniformes; Cyprinidae. The record is from RefSeq and is a predicted model, not a curated record. The transcript has 27 exons. Bases 116 to 3418 code for a protein of 1100 amino acids.